AUGUCGGUGCUUCCAACGACCCCAGCAUAUAACAAAGAAAACAAGUUCAUGACAGACAUCAAGAAAUUUAUGAACCAAAAGAUUCGCGUCAAGUUCGAUGGCGGAAGAGAAGUUGUUGGCAAUUUAAUUGGCCACGAUGCCAUCUUCAACUUAGUGCUGGACAAAACGGAGGAAUAUAUAAGAGACCCUAAUGACAGCUACGUCAUAACGGAGAAAACCAGGAGCAUCGGUUUGGUCGUCGCCAGGGGGACAUCGAUCGCGCUAAUAACGCCAGUAGACGGCACGCAAGAAAUCGCCAACCCAUUCAUGUCAGAACAAAAGUGA
Plasmodium coatneyi is the source of this 324-nucleotide messenger RNA. Its product is annotated as U6 snRNA-associated Sm-like protein LSm7. The record is from RefSeq and is a predicted model, not a curated record. Gene Ontology annotation, cellular component: U12-type spliceosomal complex; catalytic step 2 spliceosome; spliceosomal tri-snRNP complex. The coding region runs from base 1 to 324 and encodes 107 amino acids. Gene Ontology annotation, molecular function: RNA binding. NCBI's taxonomy places the organism in Eukaryota, Apicomplexa, Aconoidasida, Haemosporida, Plasmodiidae. The transcript has 4 exons. Gene Ontology annotation, biological process: nuclear-transcribed mRNA catabolic process; mRNA splicing, via spliceosome.